Messenger RNA from Meyerozyma guilliermondii ATCC 6260, 1692 nucleotides. It is a transcript of the gene PDC11, whose product is annotated as indolepyruvate decarboxylase 1. The record is from RefSeq and is a predicted model, not a curated record. Gene Ontology annotation, molecular function: magnesium ion binding; carboxy-lyase activity; thiamine pyrophosphate binding. The transcript has a single exon. NCBI's taxonomy places the organism in Eukaryota, Fungi, Ascomycota, Pichiomycetes, Serinales, Debaryomycetaceae. Bases 1 to 1692 code for a protein of 563 amino acids.
AUGACAGAAAUUACUUUGGGCCGUUACCUCUUUGAGAGACUUUCUCAACUCAAUGUCAACUCCAUCUUUGGAGUUCCUGGAGACUUUAAUUUAAGUUUAUUGGAUAAGAUUUACGAGGUGGAUGGCAUGAGAUGGGCAGGAAAUGCAAAUGAACUUAAUGCUGCUUAUGCAGCCGAUGGAUAUUCGAGAAUCAAAGGUUUAUCCUGUUUGGUGACGACUUUUGGAGUUGGUGAACUUUCGGCACUCAAUGGUGUGGCUGGUGCCUAUGCUGAGCAUGUUGGACUCUUGCACGUUGUUGGAAUUCCCUCAAUCACCUCCCAAGCUAAACAGUUGUUGUUGCACCAUACUUUGGGAAACGGCGAUUUUACAGUUUUUCAUCGCAUGUCAAACAAUAUUUCGCAGACAACGGCGUUUAUCUCAGAUAUCAACCAUGCACCCAAAGAGAUCGAUAGAUGUAUCAGAGAAGCCUAUGUGUACCAGCGUCCCGUAUAUGUGGGAUUACCUGCUAAUUUGGUUGAUUUGAAGGUUCCUGCUUCUUUAUUGGACACUCCACUUGACACAUCGUUGAAACCUAACGAUCCAGAUGCGCAAGAAGAGGUUGUGGAUCUCGUUUUAAAGUUGAUUUCCGAGGCCAAAGAUCCUAUAAUUUUGGUGGACGCUUGUGCUUCAAGACACAAUUGUCGUGGUGAGGUGGAAAAGUUGGUGGAUGUUACCCAAUUUCCAGUUUUUACCACUCCAAUGGGUAAAUCUACCAUCAACGAAUCCCAUAAAAGAUUUGGUGGAGUUUAUGUUGGAACUUUAUCGCAGCCUGAAGUGAAGGAGGCUGUUGAAAGUGCUGAUUUGGUGCUUUCUGUGGGCGCCCUUUUGUCUGAUUUCAACACUGGUUCAUUUUCCUAUUCUUACAAAACCAAAAAUAUUGUCGAAUUCCACUCCGAUUACACCAAAAUCAGACAAGCUACUUACCCUGGAGUCCAGAUGAAAGAGGCACUUCGAAAACUCUUGGAAAGUGUCGCACAAGCCCUGAAAGGCUACCAACCAUGUCCGGUUCCCAACGUCAAAUUGCUCAACACUCCCGGUCCAGCUUCGACUCAAUUGAGCCAAGAAUGGCUCUGGACAAAAGUUUCUUCGUGGUUCCGGGAAGGAGACAUUAUCAUUACCGAAACCGGUACUUCAGCUUUUGGAAUUGUCCAGUCUCGGUUUCCCAACCAAACCGUGGGAAUUUCGCAAGUUUUGUGGGGCUCAAUUGGGUUCACAGUUGGAGCCACUUUAGGCGCUGUUAUGGCAGCCCAGGAAAUUGACCCGGCUAAGAGAGUCAUUCUCUUUGUUGGAGACGGUUCGUUGCAAUUGACAGUCCAGGAAAUCUCCACCAUGGUCAAAUGGGAAACCACUCCAUAUCUUUUUGUUUUAAACAACGACGGUUACACCAUCGAAAGAUUGAUCCACGGAGUCAAUGCCACUUAUAACGACAUUCAACCAUGGAAUAAUUUGGCGCUUUUACCUUUGUUCAAUGCUAGAAACUACGAAACUUACCAAGUUUCUACCACUGGUGAAAUUGACAAAUUGUUCUCCGAUCCCGAUUUUGCAACAAAUUCCAAGAUCAGAAUGAUCGAGGUGAUGUUGCCUCGUAUGGAUGCUCCGGCAAACUUGGUGGCUCAGGCUACAUUGUCGGCACAAACAAAUGCUGAAAACUGA